GAUUGUGCGUGUAGGACGCGAGAGGAGAGAGAUCAUAAUCAAAUCAAAAGUCCGACCGCUGAGCUAGAGAGCGCACUUAAAAUCACGUGGGGUGGAAAAUUUUACAGGGGAAAAAGUAAAAGUGUCGUCGAAGUGACUUCUGGUCGUACUUUGCUUUCCCUUCCCUCUUUGCUUUUCCUGCCCCUCCGCCCUGCAUUCCGCGGAGCAGCUGUGUUUUAAUGCCCCUGCGCACCCGUGGAGGAGAGUCAGGAGAGAAGAGUGAGGAAGAAGAGGCAGAAGAAGUGAGAAGGCCCGGACACCACCCCUCCUCGCUCUUUGGAAGUCUGUCCACUCUCCCCUCCUGGCCCUGCAUGGACGGGGAUGGGGAGAGCCGGAUGCUGUUGCCUCGGGGCUGAGCGCCUUGCUUCCCCGUCUAUGGUGCGCCGCUUCCGGCCGCUGCUGCUACUGAUCAUCGUGUUCUGCUGCGGUGCUCACCUAGGUCAGUGCCAGGUGGCCAGCCCUCAAUGUCGCAUUCAGAAGUGCACCACCGACUUUGUCUCCUUGACCUCCCACCUGACACCGUCUGUAGAUGGAUUUCACACAGAAUUUUGCAAGGCUUUGCGAGCGUACUCAGCCUGCACCCAGAAGACAGCCAAGUCCUGCCGUGGAAACCUGGUCUUCCACUCGGCCGUGCUGGGCAUCUCAGACCUCAUGAGCCAGAGGAACUGUUCCAGAGAUGGGCCCACAUCCUCUACGCACCCUGAGAUCCAGCUUGAGCCCUGCAACUACCACAGUCGUACCCAACAUGCCCAUACACACUCCCACAUGCAUACACACUCCCACUCUCACAGCCACGGCCAUUCUCGGCCCGGGUACUUGUUUUGCGGGUUGUUUGGGGACCCCCAUCUGCGGACAUUUAAGGAUAGCUUCCAGACUUGUAAGGUGGAGGGAGCAUGGCCUCUCAUUGAUAAUGACUAUUUGUCAGUUCAGGUAACAAAUGUUCCUGUGGUCCCUGGCUCCAGCGCCACAGCAACAAAUAAGAUCACCAUCAUCUUUAAGCCUUACGAGGGUUGCACAGAUCAGAGGGUCUACCAGGCUGUCACGGACAACCUCCCUGCUGCUUUUGAUGAUGGAACUGUGAGCAGUGGUGACCCCAUCCACACCUCUGUUGGUGCAGAUGGUGCAGCUGGGAAGGUCCGGGCUCUGUGGAUCUCUGAACGUAGUCCUGGGCGUCAUGUGGAGCUGCACGCCGGCUACAUUGGUGUAACUGUAAUUGUUCGUCAGCUGGGCCGCUACCUAACGUUGGCAGUGAGAAUCCCAGAGGAGCUGGCUCAAGCCUAUGAUGCCACCCAGGAUCUGCAGCUCUGUCUGAACGGUUGCCCCAGUAGUGAACGCAUCGACCAAGCAGGGCAUCUUCCCCUGCCACUCUCUCCUCCAGCUCUUGGACUCCAGCUACAGCAGCUGCGUCGGCCUAGCUACUCCUCACAAACACAGGCAUACCCUUAUGGUGCCACGCAUGUUUUUGGUGUGGAGGGGGCAAAGGAGCGCUGCAGGGACCAGCUGGAGGUACUGGACAUUUACUUCCACUCCUGUGUGUUUGAUCUCCUGACCACUGGGGAUGCUAACUUCACAGUGGCAGCAUACAGUGCCCAGAAGGACAUGGAGAGUCUCCAUCCACACCAGGAUAGAUGGAGGAUCUACCCCCGAAGCUCUGCCACCUCCAACUUACACUCUGUUUCUCAGUCGAUGAAACGGCUUGCUCUGCUCAUGCUGUGUGCUCUGAGCAUUGUUCUGAUGUAAGAAUGUCAGUCUUUGUAUGUGCCUGCAUGCAUGUAGGCUUGUGUAUGUGUGCACUAGAAAGAGAGUUUAGGGAGUUUUUUUUUGUUGUUUUAUUUUUUAUUUUUUUUACUGAGCACUGAUGACUCUUUCAUGCAGAGAGAAAACAGCAGCAGUUACUGGGAACUAGAAGGGUUUUAUAAGAGGUGACAAGCCCCCCUAGUGGGUAGAGAACAGAGUGGCAGCACUAACUGGUGGAUUAAGAAUCAUAGAACGCAACUGACAAUGACAGAAAUGUUUCUGUUUAGGUGAAUCAACUGUAAAUAGUUAAUUUCGUUUUCAGUGCACAGUGUAAAAUGUAUUUUUUUAUUUCCGUUUGAUGUGACUUUUUUAAUACCUCAGACAGAGGAUGUUUGUUUUUAACAGAAGCACUUUAUUUUAGUUUUGUUGUUGCUGUUUUUCACAGAUGCCAGUCAGUGUUUCAUUUUUUCUCCACCAAAACCUGCAAUGGCUCAAGUUUUAUCAUUGCAUUACUUUUUUUGCACUGAUGAAAAGUCAGUUGAUAAAAAAAGCUGCUUUUUUUUGUUUGUUUUUUUUAAUGGAUCAUUCUUCCAGUGGCUGAUGAGACUCAGCAUCUUGUUUUUAAGUCAGUCAUCAUGAGCUUUUCUGUUGAAUGUAUUAUGUUUGAUGUUGCAGCAAAUGCCAUCUGUACUACUUUGUUGCUAUAUGAUUUCAGCUACGUUUGUGUGCAAAUGUUCGGAUGCAUCAUUGGUCUUUUUACUAGUUGAUAAAUGUGGCUUAAAUUUGUCAGUCUCUUUAGAGGUAUUCCCACCUUUUUGCCAAAUUGUUCUGACUAUAUGGGCUCAUAUUUUUUACUCACCAAAAUUAUUAUAAUUUGAGCCAAAGACAGAAAAUGUUGUGGGUAGUUUUUUUUUCCUUCUUCUUCUUUUUGUACAAAGAAAAUCAAAACUCGGAACCAAACCAGCACCCUUCUUUCCAUUUUAUAGAAAUGAAAUUUACUACUGUAGACUGUUUUUCUUCAGCCAGAAUUGACAAAAAAUGCCUCUUACAGGGCAGCAUGUAAGAUAUUGCAGAUAAAAACAGUGAAAAACUGAAGAAACUUGAUAACACUGUACUCCAAAUUGUGCUUAAGCACUGUGUUAUGGGAAUUUGAUGCCUGGGAGAGAUUCCAACCUUCUUCAACAUAACCUGUCUAUCUAAUUACGCCCAAUUAGUUAGGUCAGCUUAAUCAUAGUUUGGUUGUUUUUGGUAUUGCAAUCUUUUACAUCAUGUGUGAGUUUGGGUUUGGUGAAGAGUGACUGGUCAAUGUUGAAAUACUUAACUUAUUUAUGAACGUAGCGUCCUGUAGAAGAACCUAAGCUCCAUAUUCUUGCUGUUGGAUAAUUUAAAAAAAUGUCAGAUGUGAUUGUACUGCCACCUAGUGGUGCUUUCUUGCUAUGUCGGUGUGUUACUUAAGUCGC
Messenger RNA from Melanotaenia boesemani (Boeseman's rainbowfish), 3236 nucleotides. It is a transcript of the gene rgmb, whose product is annotated as repulsive guidance molecule BMP co-receptor b. Lineage: Eukaryota; Metazoa; Chordata; Actinopteri; Atheriniformes; Melanotaeniidae. Gene Ontology annotation, molecular function: coreceptor activity. Gene Ontology annotation, biological process: BMP signaling pathway. Gene Ontology annotation, cellular component: plasma membrane. The record is from RefSeq and is a predicted model, not a curated record. The coding region runs from base 361 to 1779 and encodes 472 amino acids. The transcript is spliced from 3 exons.